Messenger RNA from Danaus plexippus (monarch butterfly), 2214 nucleotides. Its product is annotated as phospholipid phosphatase 2-like. NCBI's taxonomy places the organism in Eukaryota, Metazoa, Arthropoda, Insecta, Lepidoptera, Nymphalidae. The record is from RefSeq and is a predicted model, not a curated record. Gene Ontology annotation, molecular function: phosphatidate phosphatase activity. Gene Ontology annotation, biological process: phospholipid metabolic process; signal transduction; phospholipid dephosphorylation. The transcript has 7 exons. Bases 103 to 1095 code for a protein of 330 amino acids.
UGAUCACACGAGUGUCAGUCGGCAGACAUAAACCGAAGCAGACGCACCGUGUUAUAAAUUACAUGUAUAUAUAUUUUAGUUUUUUGUUAAGUGUUCAGUGAAAUGGGUGCUUUAGGCUGUAUUGGUAGAGCACCGACCGACAGCACUGAAGUAUUCUCAUCAAAUGUCAGUAACAUGAGCUCAACAGAUUCAAUAAACGAAACGAGAAGGGAUCUAGAAUCACAGAAGACAAAAGAUGAUGGAAAAGAUAACAGACUAUGGUGGAGACUCGGGGUUGAUGUACCAAUAUUCUUAAUAGCUGCCACCUUACUAACAAUGUUCGAGCUGGGCGUUCUUCUGCAGCACAAAAGCGGUUUCUUCUGCAACGAUCCAGCUCUGUCUUACAAAUUCACAGGAGACACAGUGUCCACAGAGGUCAUUGUCAGCACAAUCAUCCUACUGCCGUUUAUAGUAAUGUUCUUAACGGAGUACAUAUUGUUCGAUUCCGUCUACACCACCCAAACGAGAUUGCAAUACGUGUCAAGACGGACUGGCCGGUUGUAUGGGAGCUACGUGUAUGCUUUGUUCUUUAACCUGAUCGUGGUCGAAGUGAUGAAGGGCAUCACGGGGAAUCCCCGCCCAACAUUUUUUGACCUUUGCGAACCGGAUACGGGCAAAACCUGUAACGGGUCGGAGUACGUGGCCACAUUCGAGUGCACGUCCUCUCGUUCCACGUCCUGGCUCCAGCGCGACUCCUACCACAGUUUCCCCUCGGGACACACGUCUCUGUCUGUGCUGUGCGGAUUCUUUAUGGCGUGGUACCUCCAGCGCCGCGCGUUCUCGUGGCGCCGUCGCUCCGUGCUCGUGGUGCCCUUGCUGCAGGUGGCCUGCGUGUCCUACUCCGCGCUGUGCUCCCUCAGCCGGAUCACCGACCACCGCCACCACUGGUGGGACGUGCUGGUGGGAGCGGUGGUCGGAGUACUCACAUUUCUGUACGCGGUAUAUGCCCUCUGCAAUAAUUUCACAACGCCACAAAAGUCUCAGGGCGAUAUGACAGCUAGCCAGCACACGGUGCGGAGUUUGGUGUUCAGAGAAGAGAGGAGCGCGGCCCCAUGAACAAGCACAACCGCGGGAUACAGACACAACAAACAUUACGACUGAAGAACUUUACUAAAUAUGUUUAUAAUUUAUUUAUAUAAAACCUUCUUAAUUCAAACCGAUAGAUACCCUCACCACGAGUUCGCAAGUUUUUAUUAAACACAGACAGAUUUUAUUUUAUUUCUAUUCAUUAAUCUCCACAAAUGGUAAUAGCAAUUUAUUUGUGUGAAUAGAAAAAUAGAAGCUGUCUGUUUAGUUUUAAACUGCUCGCUGCAAAACAUCAAACGUGAAGACGAGAUUGGUAAAAUGUUAGCCUAAUCCAUAAGGUUACACGACACUGGCAGAAUAUACUGUGCACGUCUAUGCACGGGUGAAGGCCAUGUUUAAAAUAACCUACCAAUUUUAGAAUAACCAACCUUAAGGAGGUUUCAUGUUAAACUAACCUUCAAAAAGAAAAUAUACGCAUUCGAUAAAAUAAAUCUGAAUUGAUCUGAUCUGAAUUGACCGCGCUGUCAUCGUUUAGAGGUUUGCUUUGUAUCUACAAGAUUUCCCAAACAAAUUUAAUAAGCGGUCGUUUAUAAUUUUUAAUUUAAUCACAGCUACAAAGAAAUGCCAUGAUUAUUUUGACCCUCAAUGAAAUUUGGUUUAGAGCACAUCGAGCUUAACUUUCAUUGUAUAAACGUUACAAAACAACGGGACGAGAAAUAAACAACUGAUUGUAAUUUAUAAAUUACAAAACGAUCACAUUAACGACUGAAAACUUCUUAUUAUUAUUAUUUUUUAAAUAUUUUUUUUGUUAUACUGACAUUUAAAAUAAUUAUUAUUCUAUUAAUUAAGUAUAUACUUGGAAUUGAAGAAAAAAUGGCGGCAUUUUGAAAUGUCACCUGUCAAAUCUGAGCUGCGGUAUGGCCAGCUAUAAAAAUGUGUCUGGUAUAAUAUAAAUAUUGUUUUAAUUAUCUGCUCAAAUGUGACAUUAAUUAUUAAUAUAACGGAUAUAGAAAUCGUAAUUUAUAAUAUUUUGACGUGGAGUGACUGAUAAUUUGUAAUCUAGGUAAAACUUAGUCAUCUGAUAUUAUUUUUUUAUGAAACAUAUGAUGUUUUUAUAUGAUCUUUGUUGUAAAUAUAUCUUAUUUUAAA